Austrofundulus limnaeus is the source of this 3523-nucleotide messenger RNA. RefSeq names its product titin. Gene Ontology annotation, biological process: cell surface receptor signaling pathway; immune response. Gene Ontology annotation, molecular function: transmembrane signaling receptor activity. Lineage: Eukaryota; Metazoa; Chordata; Actinopteri; Cyprinodontiformes; Rivulidae. The transcript has 16 exons. The record is from RefSeq and is a predicted model, not a curated record. Gene Ontology annotation, cellular component: external side of plasma membrane. Bases 504 to 2996 code for a protein of 830 amino acids.
UUUUUAGGGCUGCAAGCUGUUUGUUACAGUCUUAACACUAGGUUUUAUCAGUUCAAAUAUAAUUUAGAAAAAAAAAUCCUGCUUGUUCUAAUCUAAAUGUUGCUCUUACAGCAGCCACCCAGAUCAUCACAGAAAGUGUAACCACCACUCAUCUGACAACAACUGUCUUUGUGUCUCCACAACCUGUUCUGGAACUAAAGUCAGCUUCGUUAGAUGUCUUCACCACUGAGAAAGUGGAAUUAAAGUGUACCAUCCCUGACAUCUCUGACUGGACCAUCUCCUGGAAGAAGGAUGCCACUUUUAUCGAACCACAUCUGUCUGAUUCAGCAGAUGGGUCUGUGCUCACAAUUGCUUCAGUGACAACAGCUGAUUCUGGCAAUUAUACUUGUCAUGGACGGCACAAAACAAAAACAGGUGUCAACACUAACACUAGCAACCCGCUUUCAGUCAGUGUUACUGCAAACAGACCCAAGCCUGCUCUGACACGAAGUUCAGACAUUGACAUGAUGUAUCCUGGAGAAGCGAUCACCUUCACGUGCAAUGUUGAUGUGUCCUCUGGAUGGGAAUAUGUGUGGUACCAUAAUGGAAGCGAAAUCCACUCACCCAGCAGUACUUAUAGUUUACCUUCUAUAGCUCAUUCUAACAGUGGAGAGUACUGCUGUAAAGCCAAGAGAGGCCUAUUCUUCACAGAUCAGAGUGUUUCUACCAUUCUUCAGGUUUCAGCAACCAAGGCAAAGCCCACUCUGAUACGGAGUUCAAAGUUUGGCAAGAUGUAUCCUGGAGAAGCGAUCAACUUCAUGUGUAGAGUUGAUGAGUCCUCUGGAUGGGAAUAUAUGUGGUACCAUAAUGGAAUCRAAAUCCAAUCACCCAGCAGUACUUACAGUUUACCUUCUAUAGAUCUUUCUAACAGUGGAGAGUACUACUGUAAAGCCAAGAGAGGCCCAUUCUUCACAGAUCAGAGUGUUUCUACCAGUCUUCAGGUUUCAGCAACCAAGGCAAAGCCCACUCUGACACGGAGUUCAAACUUUGACAAUAUGUAUCCUGGAGAAGCGAUCAACUUCAUGUGUAGAGUUGAUGAGUCCUCUGGAUGGGAAUAUAUGUGGUACCAUAAUGGAAUCAAAAUCCAAUCACCCAGCAGUACUUACAGUUUACCUUCUAUAGAUCUUUCUAACAGUGGAGAGUACUACUGUAAAGCCAAGAGAGGCCCAUUCUUCACAGAUCAGAGUGUUUCUACCAGUCUUCGGGUUUCUGACCCACCAAAACCAGUUCUUUAUCUGCUGAGUUCCUGGUUGGAUGUAUUUCCAAAUGAGCACUUGGAGCUUCACUGUUAUGGGAGCAGCUCUGAGUGGACCUUCUCCUGGUACAAAGAUGAAAAAGAGCUCCUGAAAGACUCAGCUGUGGAACUGAAUGAAAAGGGAUCUGUGCUCAAAAUAACUUCUGUCAGUACAUCCCAUCAAGGAAGGUUUGCCUGUAAAGCUCACCUUAAAUCUAGAGGAGUCAUCUCUGGGUUCAGUAACACAACUGAUGUGAAGGUUUAUGACAGCAUACCAAAACCUUCACUGAGCAGAAUUUAUGGUUUUGAUCCAAUGUAUGUUGGAGAAACUGUCAAGUUCACUUGCAAAGUUGAUGUUUCUUCUGACUGGAGUUAUCAGUGGUGUAAAGAUGAGAAGGAGCUUCCUAACACUGGCAAUACAAUCAGCAUCAACCUGGGUCUUUCCAAUCAAGGGACGUAUUCCUGCAAAGCCAAAAGGGGUCAAGUGACAACGACAGGACAUAGCAACAAAAUAAAGCUGGAUGUUAAAGAAAUUCCUGUUCCCAAACUGGACAACCUGACCCAGUGGCUGGAUGUGUUCCUCAAUGAGACCGCCAAGUUGAGAUGUCGGAUGCAGGAAAACUCUGGGUGGACGUAUACAUGGUACAAAGAUGGAAAGGAGGUCAAGUCUGAUGACAUCAAAAUUGAAAACGAUGAAAGCACUCUUUUCAUAAAAGCUGCUUCAGCUUCACACCGUGGAAAAUACACGUGCUCAGGAAAACUAAAGAACAGAUCUGUCAACAGCAGAUUUAGCUCUGAAGUUGCAAUUCAUGUCUAUGAUGCCGAACCCACAGUCACGCUGAUGAAGGAUACUGAGACCUCUUUGUUGCACACUGGGGAUUCAGUCUCCUUCCGCUGUCACAUCAGUGUCUCUUCUGGAUGGGAUUACCUGUGGUACAAAGAUGGAAACCAUCUUCAAGGAUCUAAAAACCAUCACAGUAUUGAUCAGGUUAAAGUAGCCGACUCUGGAUCAUAUGAAUGUGAAGUUAAGAGAGGAAAAGAUAAAAUUAUACGAUACAAAAGUCAAGCUGUGAAAAUUGAAGUUCACGAGCGUCCACAGGCAAGUGUAAUCUUGUUAACUGGCUGGUCGGAGGUCUUCUCCACAGAAAGCUUGGUGCUCAAGUGUGAAGUGGACGGUCUAGACCAGUGGAACUACACUUGGUAUAAAGAGCAAGAUUUGCUCAAUCUCAUGCCAUCAGAGAAACACAUUGUCACACCUCACAAUGACCCCGAGCAAAGCCGGUACUUCUGCAAGGGCGUCCGCAACGAGAGGCCAUUAUAUUCAAAAAUGAGUGAGGCCCUCAAGACCAAGAACCUACUUUUAAAGAGGAGGAUCCUUCUAUCCAUCUCUGGCUGCCUCUUCUUUGGCAUCAUUGCCGUCUUCCUUGGAUGCAUUACCCUCAGAAUUUGCCACAAACCAGCUGCUGCUGAGGACAAGAUGGAUGACAUCAUCCUGUUUCCUACCAUGGCUCAGUUAAAGGACAGCAAUGAUGCACCCUGUCCGCUGGUUGAGUACAUCACUAAUGCAGAUCUGAAUGCACCACCGAAAGAGGGUGAGGAGGAUGAAAUAGUUUGCAGUGAAACAACACCAUUACCCAUAUCUUCAAAGGAGGACCAAGCUGUGACCACCAAUGGCCAUGAAACUACAGAAAAUGGUGGUGGGAUGGUUUCCUUUCAGCACUGAGUUACUGAAGAUUGCGUUCCUUUCGACGAACCUGUCAAACCUUAAUAACAAACCAGAUAACAUUCAAAAGGAAAYGCUCAGUUCGUCCGACUCAGUUCUGAACACCUGUAAGCUGAGGGCAAGAAAAAAAUCCAGAGCAUUCAAAAAGUUAUAGGAAGAUGUUCAAAGUUAAUAAUGUAUUUUUCAUGCUGGAUAAAACUGUGUGUGGUUUAUGUGACUUCGUAAAACAAAACCAUGUAAGUGUAAAUAUUUUUUCCACACAUUAUUGUUUAAAUCUAUCAUGCGACUGAUAAAGAUUGUGCUUUAUUUAUCUCCGUCAGUGAAUAUUUACAUUCUUUGAACAGACACCAGAUGGCAGUAGAUAUAACUUCUUCAAAGCUUGUAUUUAUUGUGAUAAACAUUUCUUAAAUGAAUGUAGAUGCUUUGCUCUUCACAAGCAGCCAUUUCCAUACAGUUUGAUACAUUUUUUAUCUACAAAUCUUGUGCUUUGAUAUGUGAAUUAAACAAAAUAAAAUAUACAAAAUGUU